This is a messenger RNA of Sardina pilchardus (European sardine), 2736 nucleotides long. RefSeq names its product carcinoembryonic antigen-related cell adhesion molecule 1-like. The transcript has 6 exons. The record is from RefSeq and is a predicted model, not a curated record. Lineage: Eukaryota; Metazoa; Chordata; Actinopteri; Clupeiformes; Clupeidae. The coding region runs from base 996 to 1991 and encodes 331 amino acids.
GCGGGGCUGAGAGUCACAAAGGAAACUCAAACACAUAAAAAUACCUUUCCAUUUGAGACAUUGUAUCAGGGAAGGCAGGACUCACGAGAUUCAAGAUAGCUUAGCCAAAUUUACUUUGGAGCAUUUAAAGAUCCAAUACAUACCAAACCACACACACCAAACAGUGAUACAACAAAGAGGGAUACACUAGCCUUAAAAUAAAUAGAGAACAGACAGCAGAGAUAUUCUAAUGUAAACAUUUCAGGGGUUGAAAAAAUCUUAAAUUAUACGUUUUGGGUGGGCUAAUUUUACUAAGUGCAUUUGAAGUGUGAUCUAUUACAUAACAGCUCAAAACUCUGUUUGAAGUUCUACAUUCAUUAGGCAUGUCAGCUGAUGAUGACAUACAGUUAAGGGUUUGUAGGCAAACUAUUGCUACUGUUCACUUACUUAAGCCAACAAAAGUUGGGCCACAUAAGAAACGUAUUCAUACCAACAAAAACUAAAGAAUGCAUUCAUGCCCACAAAACAUACUUGAGUACAUACUGUAUGUACAUGUUUUUUUUUUCCCCCAGACACUCAAUCAAACAGAGUCAGGGUCAAAGUGUCACACAUGUGUCACAGUGUCACAUUACUACACACAGUGUCACACACUCAUACAUGGUGCCUAUGGAGGACACUAUGGGUCAGUGAGGGGUCAGAGGCAGCGGAAGAAGAAAAUCUCCGACAAGACCCCAGAAAGCAGGAAAAAGCUCAAAACAGAGAACAUGGUUGACCAACCAUUUCCUGAAGGAUGGUGCGAUGUACUAAAGCAGGAUAUUAUGACAGACUAGCUCUGUGUUACAUGUGCUAAAGAAGUUCCCAAAUUGCAUGACAAAAUGACAUUAGAUCAAUAUACUGCCAAGACGUUACGUAGGCCCCAUAACUCUUUAAAAGAGAAAAGGAAGCAUUCCAAGGAAAAGUAGAACAGAUCAAUCUUCAAAGAACACAGAACAGGCCCUUGAACUCAUACUUGAAGAAUGGCAGAUCAUAUGAAGCUUCUAACCACAAUUUUUAUUUUCACAAUAACAGAGUGUGCCUUCUCUCUGCCUAUUAGUGAUCCUGAUCCACGAGGCCCGUUCUUUCCAUCUAUCAGCGGGCCCAGUGAGGUGAUGGCCGGAGUGCCGACAGACUUCACCUGCUCAGCAGAAUGCACCCCAGAGUGUGUCUACAACUGGAAGGUGACUGGGAAGGAAGUGGAGGGUAACGUCAUGACCCUGACGGUCAGCGGCCGGACUGAGAGCCUGGAGCUGGAGUGCACCGCCGUCAACCCCGCCAGCAACAAAUCAUGGAGCGCCAGCAAGACCGUCAAAAUAAACAACCCGGUGAGUGUGCAGCCCACCACCAGCUCUGAUCCCCAGGAGGGCCAGUCCUUCACGAUGACCUGUCAGGGCUCGGGCCCCACCAUCGCCACCGCCUGGUUCAAAGACGGAAAGCCCCUCGACACCGAUGCCAGGAUGCGUCUCAGCGAGCACAAUGCCACGCUAGCCUUCAGGUCUCUGCUGCCCUCCGAUGGUGGCUAUUAUGAGUGCGAGGUGGCCAACAGCACCAUCACCGUGACCAGCCGAGGGUACCUGCUGAGCUUCGGGACAAUAGCUGUUAGCAUCCUUGGCCCGGACACGGUGGAGGCUGGGGUGGAGCACAACUUCACCUGUCAGGCCAACUGCACGCUGCCUUGUUCCAUCACCUGGAGGUUGCCCGACGGCUACAUCAUUGGCUCCUUCAUAGCCAAUGGAGUUGAAGUCCGAUGGACCCCAGAUACACCCGGGAUAAUCCAGUCCUUCCAGUGCAUCGCACAGAACUCACUAGCCCAGCGAAUGGCCCAAGCCACUAAGAGAGUGACAGUUUCUGAACGCCCUACCACCCCUACCACCCCGGCCCCCCCUCCUCCCCCCAGUGGCUCUGUGACAGUGAGACCAGCGUUCGCUCUGAUCUCCAUGGUCAGCCUGCAACUGCUGUUUCCCUUGUCUGUCUAGUGGGGUCGCUCCUGUGCCACUAUGUGACAUAUUGCAUGGAGCCUUGUUUUCAAUCAUACACCCGGCCAAGCUGCACUGUUAACAAAUGAAGAAUGCAAUGUUAAUGACUGAGAUAGAUUGAAAGACCUUUUUUGGUGGAAUUUUGUAUGUCUUUGGUUGCAUGUCUUUGUCCACAGUCUUUGCUGAUGUAAAAGAAAUUGACUGCAAUACAUCAAAUGUAUCUUUGUAUCUUUUGUGUUCUCAGACUUUUUGUUAGUCAAACAUAACAGAAUACAUUUAGCAUAAUAUACAUUUGCCACAGAUGAAUGAAAGAUUUUACAUAUACAGUAUAUGGGUAUGACGUUGAUCUUGUUGCCAUUCUUUCUUUUUUUGUGUGCUCACAACUGAUUCAAUUCAGACAACUCAAAAGCCCCUUCCUUUCUCGAGAUUAAGAAUGGGUAUGCAUUGCUAUGGAGACAUAACGAUUUGACCACCGGGUGUUUGCAUUCUUCUGAAUCAUGUUAUUGACUCUCCUGACAUAGAGUGCAUUUUUAGCAUGAGCAGUCAGACAUGGCACAGGGCAACCCAGGAAGGACUGCUCUGUGACUAUACUGUCCCCUGCGGGAUCUACCGAUUAUAUUGAGACACACUGAAAUAAAUGUCUUGUUCAAUAUUGCUAUUCUGCAGAAUGAAUUCUGGAUUGUUUUCGUUGUCUCAACCCAGUGUCUCAAAAAUAAAUCACGCUUGUCAAUUUGUCUUCAUCUCA